Wasmannia auropunctata (little fire ant) is the source of this 405-nucleotide messenger RNA. RefSeq names its product 40S ribosomal protein S29 (gene RpS29). The transcript is spliced from 3 exons. Bases 86 to 256 code for a protein of 56 amino acids. Gene Ontology annotation, biological process: translation. The record is from RefSeq and is a predicted model, not a curated record. Gene Ontology annotation, molecular function: zinc ion binding; structural constituent of ribosome. Lineage: Eukaryota; Metazoa; Arthropoda; Insecta; Hymenoptera; Formicidae. Gene Ontology annotation, cellular component: cytosolic small ribosomal subunit; ribosome.
UUCCUUUAGUUCCAUUUCUCGUUCACUUCCUGUCUUUCACGUCCGUGGACUUGUCGCAAAAGAGACGUAACGACAGCGCACGAAUAUGGGUUUCCAAAAUAUUUGGUAUUCACAUCCACGAAAAUACGGUCAAGGAUCUAGAUCCUGCCGCGCUUGUGCAAACAGACACGGGCUUAUUCGCAAAUACGGUCUGAACAUCUGCCGACAGUGCUUCAGAGAAUAUGCAGCAGAUAUUGGUUUCAAGAAGCUGGAUUAAAUGUAACGUAGGAAUAAUUCAAGCAAUUCAUCGACAAAUCACUAUGAUUUCGAUCGCAACAUCCUUAAAUUGACAUGAAAAAUGGAGAUUGUAACAUCUGGCACUCGACAUUCUUGAAAUGAAUAUAUUUAUAUCUGUAUAAUCCAAUA